ACAAGCCUAACAUACCUACAGAGAGCAUCCCUAGACUUGUUGAUUGAAAAACAGAACAGGAAAAGAAAAUGGUGUUUAAAGUUAGAAAAGGCGGUGUCAGGUCAGGAAACACCCUACGCCGGGUCAACACCUAUCAGGCAAAAAGAUACGCUCGCCAGUCGUGUCUACUAGGCCGCACCAACCUCCCCACCCGCGGGAUCAACCAGCUAGUAGAAGACAACUCUGAGGAUGACCUAAUAGCCGAAACACUCGGCUCCACCAACGUGAUACUGUCCCUCAAUAAAAAACAAAGAUGGCGCCUGCCUGCGGAAGUAAACAGUAUGAUUAUUGGCGGGAAAUUUGAAACAGACGACACGAAAGUGUCGGUGAUCGAACGUCACAAACUACAAAGGAGGGCGAACUGCGUACGAUUCUCGUGUAAUCGGAGUCGGUUUAACCAAAAAUCGAGUAAACAAGAUCGGUAUUUUUGUUUCAAUGCCGAUUCUAUCGAUGUAGAAAAAUCAAACCGGAAAUUAAAACGCGAAAAGGCCGCGGUAUUAAAAAGAAAGACUAAAGCGGAACGAAGCAAGAGAGAUGAAACAACAAUUAAAACUUUGGAGUUGUUCACUCGUUCAGGGAAAGAUAACUCUGGACUUGCGAAGCCACUGAGCAGCACCACGCCUGAGUAUCGUUUGGAGGUGUUCUACCCUUGUCCGAAAAGUUGCUCUUUGGCCUUUAACCCCAAGUACACCGAUGUCAAAGCGGAGGUCAACGAGGACGGGACAAAAGUGGGUGUGACCAAGCAGAAAAAGAGAAAAAGGACAGUUAAAAGUUACGGUUCUUGGAUGAUGAGAGAUGAUUGGCAAGAGAUAGAGGAUGAUGUCGCUGCUAUGUGGCUAGAAAAUGAUGAAAAUUUGGACGAUUUGGAUGAAGAGAAUGAAUUAUAUGAAGAGCAAAUGUAUGUAAACUCAGGACAACGCUUUGAGGACAAAGAAGUAUUUGACAAUAAUAGUAAAGUUGAACUAAAUGAUAGCUACAAUUUUUCUGGAAAUCUAUUUGCGAAUUUAAUAACAGAAGCUGAGCUAGCAAGCCGCCUAUGCUCUAAAAAGAAACCCACAAAAAGCAAAAACAAAUCAAAUUUUGAAGACGGUUCAAAGUUUAAUACUAAAGGUCGAGUCAUCUUCACCUCGGAAAGAAAACCAAAGCAGUUCCGGUACCGCAGCAACAAACCCAGAGCUCCUAAACUGAGGAGAAAAGUACCAGAGAUGACUGGAAACGAGAUUAAGUUUCACAAUGCACGAGUCUUUAUGUCGGCUAGCGAGGUCUCUGUCGAGGAACUGAGAGCCAAGUUUGGGUCAGCGUACCACGAAGCUGAGUGCCAACCCAGGAGAUUCAUCCUAGACGUGUCCAAUGAUAUCCUUAAUAUCCUGACAGACUCACGCACGUAUUGGUCCAGCAAGGAGUUUACAUCGUACGUCAUGUUUACAUAUGACGGCGUGUAUGAUGAUGAUCACGACAUCUUUAAAGUGCAGUUCAAUUCCCUUCUCUGUACCGACUCUUGUAGAAUUCUCAAAGCCAUCCCAUUCCAGAAACAGACGGUGGAGACAGUAAUGGGGUAUAUCGUCAGCGUUCUACUGGACAUGAAAAACGAAGACAUUCUUGAUAUCAAAAUGACAAAGGUUAAGACUACAUCCCAAGUUGAAGUUAUGAACUUGAUCAUGAAUCUCAACGUCUCAUCGUUUAGUACAGAGGAAAAAGUCCAUUCUAAUAUUUUAUUAGAUAAAAAGCAAGACAAUAAUUUCUCUUACAGGCUGUUCAAUAUUGCUGAAUUCUCCGAAGAAGGUUUAUUUUGCGAUAUUUGUUACACGAAUGUAAACCCAGUUCAUGAAAGCGCGUCCAGUUUUACCAAACUUGAUGCCUGUUCUCAUAUUUUCUGUGACGACUGUUGGAGGAAACACCUGAGGGGGAGGAUGAAGGUCGGGGCUGUCAAGAUGGUGUGUCCGGGAUAUUUAUGUGACGCGGAGGUCUCAAGCGUGACGCUGUUGUCGUUCUUGCACGUGACGGAAGUGAUGACGUUACAGAGACGUAUUUUUUAGAUAAAUUUAGGAAAAUCAAACCAGGCGAAAUGGUGCCCGAACCCACAAUGUGGCUGUGUUAUUCAAGUCGAGGGUCGAGAUGGUGUUGAUCUAACCCCGAUGGAUGUGGUCUGUACUUGUGGGUACAGGGUGUGUUUCGUCUGUCUGUCAGACGCCCACUGGCCUGCUAGCUGUAAACAAGCAGCCGAGUACAAGCAGACGAUUCAAAAAAUUAAAGAAAAUGCAAGUGAAUCCACCAAAGCUGAAAACGAGGACGAUUUAUUCAUCGAGAUUGAAGGUCGGAUUUGCCCAGCAUGUGACAAAUUUAUAGAAAAAAAUGGCGGGUGCUGUCACAUGUCUUGCACGUGCGGGUUCAACUUCUGCUGGGAGUGCAUGCAACCGUGGAGCAUGCAUCGGUUAGACAACUGUAAACCAGACGCGUCCAUACUCAGAGAGUCAACCCAGAAGCUGAUCAUUAAACACAUCAGCGCUCAGAAAACAACUUCAGACCUCGCCAAAGUUUCAGGCAGUGGCAGCAAGGCAGAGGUGAAUGACCGAGCCACUCGCUCGAGUAAAGCCAAACUACGCCAAAGGAAAAAGUUGAUCCAGCGCGCGCAGGAGCAAAACGAGAAAUCGAAAGUCAGCUACAAACAGGAGAUCAGGAGGUUGUGCAAUCAACUGGAGCGUUACGUUCUGCAUAACGAACAACUGAAAAGAGAGAACGACCAACUGAAAAGAGAGAUUCUCGAGCUGUGUGAAGUGGACCCGAACCAGGUCGACCUGUCCUCGUCGUCCUUGACCCCUCACGUGACUCCCUUCCUCCAGUCGUGCCAGAGCCUGAUGCGUUCCCUGCAGCACAUCGCCGAGUUCUCCUUCGUGCUGCUCGUGGACGUCCCGCACGCCGUGGAGAAACAACGCUGCCUCAAGCUUGCCAACGACCUCAGCGCCCACAGCAGUUUCAUCCGGUCCGUGUUCGAGGCCGACUCACACCAAGACCCGAGGGCCGCUGUGCGAAGGUUGGCGGACAUCAAGGCGUGGGCGAGGCGAGCCUUGAGAACGGCGCUGUUCUCGGCGAACAAGCUACGGGGUUAAAGACGCUUCAAGGAGGAAAGAAAAGCAGGGAGGGGCAAGGGAGACGUGGAGGCGCACGGCGGGGAAGCAGCUGGCAGAGGCAGGACUGUCAUGGGGGACUGCCAGAAAAAUUGCCGGAGACCGACAAAAGUGGAGGGAGCUUCCUGUGGCGGCCCCAUGUGUCUUGGGCACACUUAAAAGAUUUUUGAUUUGUUUAAAUUUUGAACCCUAUUUGUACACAAGUUCCACUUAAUCAAGGGAGAUAAAUUCACUCUCAUAUAAAAAAAUAAGACAAAAAUUAAUACUAAAGCAAUUAUAAUGGUAAUUAUCUUUUACUUUUGCAUUGAAUAUGCAAAAUAUAAUUUAAAUUUUGCUUUUACCUUAAACCUUUUUUAGUAUCAGAAUUUGGAAUUAUAAUUUGACUCUUAUUUAAAUGAAAACCUGUUAGGUAAAUUGCAUUUGUAAUUAUUAAACAAUAGAAAUAUUUGACACGUCACUGAUUAUUAAAGAAGUCA
Molecule: messenger RNA, 3640 nt
Organism: Physella acuta
Lineage: Eukaryota; Metazoa; Mollusca; Gastropoda; Physidae
Biological process (GO): protein ubiquitination
Molecular function (GO): zinc ion binding; ubiquitin-protein transferase activity
Source: RefSeq, a predicted model, not a curated record